AUGUCCAAACGAGCGGCAUCUGAGUCUCAUGAUGACGAACCUACCUCGAAACGCAUCAGGAAUCAUGAAGGGACGAGAGCGCCAUCACCGCUGGCAGAUCACGGUGCAUGGCGCAUUCUGGAGCAGUACCUCACUACUGAUAUGACCUACCCUCAGAUGGAGGCGGCUUUUGCCUCGUACUUGGGCAAUCGAUACGACGCAGAUGAUUGGAAAGAAGCUCGCGACGCGUUGUUCUCCGGCGACGAUGAUAACUGCCUCGCCUUAGCAAAUCUUCUCGCCUUGAAGGCCAGGCAUAUACCCCAGGGCGCCUCCAGUACAUCGACAGUCGUUACCCUGCGGAAAGAUUCUGCAAUAUCUACGGCUGCCCCGAAGGCAGCGGUUCGCUUGAAAAGCGCACGCGUCCGAAGACCAAAAAAUCCCUUUAUCGACGAUGAGGCAUCUGAUGACGAUGACGAUGAUGUUGAGGAGGAGGAGGAGGAGGAGGAGGGGGGAAAGCUCGCAGGACCUUCAUCGGCCAAGGAUAAGCUAUCCGCAGCGAUCGAUCACAUCUUUGACAGGUACGAAAACGCCCCAAGCACCAGUCAUAGAGCGGUCUCGUCCUCCGGCGCGGUCCCAAGCAGGAUGUACCUUCUCCAUGUUCACAGAUCUGCCACGCAACGUGUCGCUGAACAUCUCAGGAGCAAUGGAGUAGCGGUUACCGUAUCGCCUUGGAUACCAGGCCAGCUCUAUGCUGUCUCAGAUAGCCCUAGAACGAUUGCGACAACGCUUAAUUUACUCUCUUCCUCCGUGAAAGAUUAUACUCACAUCUCGGAGGAAGAACGAGCAGCGGUCGAACGUUCACGCUCUACACUUCCCAACCCCGGGUGGGUGAAGAUCACACAGGGAAAAUACAAGGGCGACAUCGGCUAUGUCUUCGACCCCAAACAAUUAAACGACUUCGUCACAGUAUUGAUUCCCCCACGCGACUUCCCCUACGACAUGCCUAAGAGAUCUGUGGCGCUGCUCGACCGAGCUCGCCUGCCGAAUGACAAAACAGUGUCUGACAUUCUUCAGGAUGAUAAAGUCGUGGGAUGGUCGUACAAAGGAGAACGAUACUACAUGGGACUUUUGCUGAAGAACUUUCGCCGCGACGGUCUGGAGCUGGUCGCCUCCCCUCAUGCUAACGACAUUCGACUACAUCUCCAGUCCGGGUGGGAUGUACCUUUCUUCAAGAAAACUCUGAAGACCUUCUCACUGCAGUUCUUGCGCGUUGGUGAUUCGGCCAGGCCUAUCACAGGAGAAGUCUGUCAAGAAAUUGGCACGGUCGUUUCGACAAACCAUGCGUCUGGCUCCGCAUGCUUAAAGUUCAUCCUCGAUGGGCAUGGGCAAGAACUGGAAUUUCGACUCCAGGACAUUGAGCGUGUCUUUUGGGUUGGCGACACGGUUCGAGUCGUAGCGGGCGCUUACGCAGGUCUGGAAGGGCACAUCAUUAAGAAGUCUGAGGACUUGUUUCACGUAUGUCAAGAAGCCACCAAUGAAGAGGUGGAAGUAUCGAAGUACUAUCUAGAUCGUCGUCCUCUAACUCACGUUCUUCAAUCCCGGCUGCCAAUGCAGCCAGAUUUCGACCCUCUCCCCGAGCCCGAAUCUCUUCAAAUCGGGGACGAGAUAGAAGUAUGUGCGGGAGAGUACAUGGGGAAAUGCGGGAAUGUGGUGUGGUUUCCUAUUGGGGGGACUACGCUGUGGUUCCGAGCUGAGGGCAAUAUCGAGGAUGAGUUGAUCAACGCCCCCACAGCAUUUGUACAGCGCAUUCGUCCCUUCAAGACUCUCCAAUUUACCAAGGAAAGGGGUUAUGAUGUUAAGCCCGGAGACGUCGUGAUUGUCGCCCGUGGGCCAGAGUUCCAGACAAAAGGGGUGGUGCAAGCCGUGGACUUCGCAAAUGCGCGCCUGACCCUGAUUUCUGAGGGCGAUUACUCACUCGUUAACGUUCCUAUUGGAUUUGCCAUGAAAUUAUCCAACGUGAACCCGGAUUCAUUUCGCGACAUCAUCGGUAAAGAAGUCUUUAUCAUCGGAGGUGCACGGAAGGGCUACCGAGCCACGCUAUACCAACUCGCUCAUGAUUCCUGCUCCGUUUCUGUGCAUGGGCAAGCGCGCACUACGGUUAAACGCGAGGACGUUGCUACUAGAUACGGAAUGAGGUUAAACGGUGCAAUACUCGAAGGUCCGGACAUGAUCUCCUUCUGCGAGAUGCAGAAAAAAUCGUACAUCAUGCCGCCAUGUCGAAGCAAGACCCCUCCACCUGAUCCCGUAGUCCCAUCCAGUUCUAGUAUGGAUCCCAGCUCCAGCGAGUGGUCCAACUGGUCCAGCCAUAACAACCAUGAUUCGGCGGAUGGCCUUGGUGUCAAGACAUACGACCCCUGGGUUGCUACUAAUGCAGAGGACAUCGAGGACGCCAUCGCAGAUAUAAAGGAGAAGUCCCGAAACGGCAGCCCGUUACCUUGGUUGAUGAACAAGGAGUUUGCGUUGAAGUUGACUCGUCAUCACGUGGUGCUUAAAGUAUCACCAAGUUUCAUGGGAGGCAGACUGCAUAAUCGCUUCGUAUCUACGGCCUGUCCUGACCCGUUCUGCGGUGAGAAUGGACCCGCACCUGAUGGCUGCGUCGCGGUAUUUUGUACAUCUAACGGUGCCGGAGCCGCGCUUCAGCACUAUCACAUCCCCGUCAGUGAUCUUAGUCCAGCUCCACCGCGCAAAAAAAAACCAAAAGUGUCUCGUCCUGGAUGGCGACACUCGUGGUGA
Suillus subalutaceus is the source of this 2772-nucleotide messenger RNA. RefSeq lists its product as uncharacterized. Gene Ontology annotation, molecular function: structural constituent of ribosome. The transcript has 9 exons. NCBI's taxonomy places the organism in Eukaryota, Fungi, Basidiomycota, Agaricomycetes, Boletales, Suillaceae. Gene Ontology annotation, biological process: translation. The coding region runs from base 1 to 2772 and encodes 923 amino acids. Gene Ontology annotation, cellular component: ribosome. The record is from RefSeq and is a predicted model, not a curated record.